UCGGUGGUUGGAACAGUGGAGCGUGGCCUAGCUGUCCUCCACUUCCCUAGCUUCUCCUUGUUUAUUCAAUAUCUUGUUGUAUAUAGUUGAAUUAGUCUAUAGUGUAAUUAGUUCAUAAUUCUUAGAUAGUAUCAGAGGUUUAGCGGGGUUUGGGCAUUAGCCCUUCCCUGCACCCGGCACCGGGGCCCAUGCCCGGUUCACCGGGGUUCAAACCACGCUCAGCCUGUAAAAAGCCGAUGCCCACGAGCGAUCCCCACGACUCUUGCCUAAAGUGCCUCGGGGAAUCACAUAUCUCAGACAAGUGCCGCAUUUGUAAGGCUUUUAAGCCGCGGACAAAGAAGGAGAGGGACUUUCGCUUGAAGACUCUCCUUAUGGAGGCAGCUCUGAACCCUCUGUCCUCGGCACUGAGUGCUGACAGUGCUCCUUCGGCACCGGACCGCGCCAGCUCCGCCAAGACACCUCGGCACCGGCCUUCUCCGGCACAGGGACCUGAUCGGAGGCCCUCCGCUGCCUCCAUACCUUCGACGCAGGCUCACCCUCGUCCGGACCGCCCAGCACCUACUCCUGCUGUGGCACCGACGACUGUGGUACCGUCGACUCCGGUCCCGAGAGGGCCGUUGACUCCGGUCCUUGAGAGCUCCCCGCCGAGGCCUGUGGUUGAGCUUACGGUCCCCUCCACACCAGGGACAUUCUCCUCAGCCAGGGACCUUAUAGCGAUGAUUGAGUCUGCCCUGCCUCAACCCCCGGUACUGCCGGUGUGGAUAAUACAUUCCAGAGGCAAGCCAGCCACAAUGAGACCUCCUUCACUGGAAUCAGCUAGCCGGCACUGAUCUCGAUCCAGGUCUCGGCGCCGCUCGCGGUCUCAUGGACAAUCCCAGUCUAGAUGCCGCUCGCAGUCCCGGGACCACUCACCUAGGCGGUACCAGUCGUACUUGCGGCACAGAUCCACUUCUCGUCCUGUCUGGUACUCUCGGUACCACUCCGGCUCUAGGCACCGCUCCCGGCACCGAGACUCUCACAGCCAGUCCCACCGCAGGCCUUCGAGAUCCAGGUCAACCUCCUGGCACCGCGCUGGUUGUAGGUCCCGGUCUCACUCUCAGCACCGAUAUGACUCCUGGUACCGUUUCCCGGCACCGAGGAGAACUCCAGCGGCGAGAGCGAAGGACUCAUACCAGGCUCGCUCGGCUCCUCCCUGGCUGUCCCGACACCCGUCCAUGUCUUCUCAGGCGGACAGUGCAUACGCCCCAGACACCGACAUGCCUGCUGCAUUAUUCCAUGAGCACCAGCCUCAAGAUCAUGGGCCGCAGCAGUGGGGUUUCUGGACGCCUUGGGUGUACCAUCAGGCCCAAGGCUCUCACCCAGGUCCAUCGCGCUCGGCCACCUCGGAACACUGGGUGCCGGAAGCCACGAUCACCCGCCCUCCUCCUCCUCCUUUUGGAGGAAGGGUUGACUGAGCCUCAGGACUCCCAGCUCCCCAGGGAGACAGAGACCAUCCACCACGAGGAGCCCUCGUCAGACCCACUUGUUCCAGGGCUGUCCUCUUCAUCCUCCCCUGACGAGGCUGUAGCUGGAACCUCGUCUGUUGGCCCUCCACCAAUCGACCUCAGGGCCCACCAGGACCUCCUCAGACAUGUUGCACAAAAUAUGAACUUGCAGGCCGAGGAGGUCCCGGAGGUACAGGACCCAGUGGUGGACAUUUUGUCAUCAGGUGCCCCCACUAGAGUGGCUCUUCCCUUCAUUCGGACGAUACAGGCCAAUGCCACCACGAUCUGGCAGUCUCUGGCCUCUGUCCUACCUGCUGCGCAAGGUAUAGAAAGAAAAUACAUGGUGCCCUCCAAAGGCUAUGAAUAUCUCUGUCCACCCUUCUCCUUGCUCCCUCGUUGUACAGUCGGUUAACGAGAGGGAGCACCAUGGCCCAGCAGGCCCCAGCCCUUCAAUCAAAAGACGCGAGACGCAUGGACUUGCUAGGGCGCAAAGUCUAUUCUGCUGGCGCACUCCAACUCCGCGUGGCCAAUCAGCAAGCCCUCCUUAGCCGCUAUAAUUAUAACACCUGGGCAGCAACGGACAAAUUUAAGGAGUUGCUUCCGCAGGACGCACGACAGGAGUUUUUGGCGAUCCUCGAUGAAGGAAAGAAGGUGGCAAGAACUUCCCUCCAGGCUUCCCUGGACGCCGCGGACUCAGCUGCCAGGACUCUAGCCUCUGGAGUGACUAUGCAGCGUAUCUCGUGGCUGCAGGUCUCCGGCCUCUCCCCGGAGCUCCAACACACAAUUCAGGACCUUCCCUUUGAGGGCCAAGGGCUGUUCUCUGAUAAAACUGACCCUAGGCUGCAGAUCCUAAAAGACAACAGGGUCAUUAUGCGCUCGUUAGGGAUGCACACGCCAGUGACUCAGCGCAGGCCCUUCCAGCCCCAACUGCACCGCCCUUACCCUCAGCCCAGGCAAAGGCAAGACUUCGCCAGACAGCGAGGCAGGACCGGUCGCCGAAGGCAAUCGGGCAACCAAGGGGGCCAAAACCAAGGUUCAUCCAAGCCUUCCUCAGGGCCAAAACCUUCCUUUUGAAGGUGCGCCCGAGGGCGUUGUACCAGUUUCUUGAAAGGAUCCGUCCCCUCCUUUCUCCAACUGUCUUUCCUUUUUCCUCCCUGCGUGGUCCCAGCUAAUGUCAGAUCGCUGGGUCUUACGCACGCUGGAAUUUG
Molecule: messenger RNA, 2692 nt
Organism: Gopherus flavomarginatus (Mexican gopher tortoise)
Lineage: Eukaryota; Metazoa; Chordata; Testudines; Testudinidae
Exons: 2
Coding region: 865-1896 (343 amino acids)
Source: RefSeq, a predicted model, not a curated record